Messenger RNA from Trichoderma asperellum CBS 433.97, 864 nucleotides. RefSeq lists its product as uncharacterized. The record is from RefSeq and is a predicted model, not a curated record. Lineage: Eukaryota; Fungi; Ascomycota; Sordariomycetes; Hypocreales; Hypocreaceae.
AUGAAUGUCCAUGCCCCCUUCCCAGUUACAGUCCAUCCCUACCGCUCCGGCUAUGCAGCCUACGAAUCAGGCCCGACCGGGCGCAAGAAUGCCAUCGUCUUCAUUGGGGGUUUAGGAGACGGGCCACAUUCUGUACAGUAUCUCCGGACAGUUUCAAAGCAUCUCGAAGAGGCCAAGAAUCUGAGUUAUUCCCUCUUUGAGUUUCUAAGAAGCUCCUUUUCAGGGUUCGGUACUGGGUCUCUCGCUGAUGAUGUUGCCGACAUCACUACGCUUGUCAAGUAUUUGAGAGAUAUUGGAAAGGACAAAGUCGUGCUUUUUGGCCAACUCAACUGGCUGGAUUGUGUGGAAUACGCAAAUUACGCCAAGCAUAACAGCAACCCUGUCGACGGCUUCAUUUUGCAAGCACCAAUCUCUGACCGCGAGGCAUUUAAGCUUGAGUUCCCAGAUACAGAUAAAAGCGUACAAGUUGCUGAACAGAUGAUUACAGCCGGUAAAGCAGACCACAUUGCUCCCAGAGAGGUCAUCCCACCAUCGCUGGGCCCUGCAGUUUCAGCGUACAGGCUAAGAUCAUUGCUGGCAAAAGGGGGCGAUGAGGAUUUUUUUUCUUCUGACCUUGACGAUGCCAUUGUCAAGAAAAUAUGGGGCCGCUUCGAUAAGCCUGUCCUGGUGCUACAUUCAGAAAAGGAUGAAAAUGUACCACACAAUGUGGACCAAAGAAAGUUGAACAAGCUUUACCAGCAGGCAGGGGCUCAAAUUAGCUCUCUAUCAGAUUUGAUACCAAAUACCGGCCACACUGUUCGACGAGACUCGGCUCGUGAAUGGUUGGGGGAGAGGGUUAUUAAAUUCUUGGAGACACUGGCUUGA